GCAGAGAAGGUUCCAUUCCAUUCCCAUUCCUAUCCCGAAAGCUCCCAAACCCUAGCCGGCGAGCGACACCGCCGGGCGCGCGAGGCGGCGGCUCACGAGCAGCGCCACCGAGGGCGCGAGCGGCCGGCCGGCCGGACGCCGGGGAGAGUGCCGGUGAGUUCGCGUCUCCCCGCAGCGGCAGCCAGCGAGACGCGGAGCGGCACGAAGACUUCCAGGAAAACAUUGGUAGAACUGAAGAAUAGACAGAUAUGGCUUCUGGUGGCAUGAAGGACUUUUACCGGCAGAAGAAGAAAGGAGGUCCCACCAAAGCAUCGUCAUCUUCCAAGAAGAAAACACAGCAUUACACUGGAGGGGCCUCUGUUGGGGCCUCAGACACUGCUCAGACAUCAGCACUAAUUUCUCAUGGUAACCUAGAUCUUAAAGAUGAUUUCAGUGAGCAAGAGGAGCAGUUGCGACUGUUUGAUAUGGACAUGAAGUUUGGCCCUUGCAUUGGCGUUACUCGUCUUCAGCGUUGGGAACGUGCUUCUGCCAUGGGUCUUCACCCACCACCUCAUCUCAGGGAUCUCUUACUGAACAAUACUCAUGCAGGCAAUCACAAUAACAAUGGUCCCUCCCUUGAGUGCCUCUGGGAGGGCAAAGUCUAGAACAAACAAAUAGUCUGUACUACUGUAAAUCCUGCACUGUUCAUAGCUACUCGCUAUGCCUAGCCCUUCAAACCCCACCCCAACUGAUGGAUGAAUCCCUGUAUUUCUUCUUAGUCGAGGGCUUUGGGCUCAGUCAAUGACCUUGUGUUGUCGCAAUCCUUUGUUUCUGCUACGUUUUCUGACAAUACUGCAGUGUUUCUUCAGUUUGUUCUUAAUCCUAAGCUGUUACUAGUAAAAAUAAGGAGAAUGAGCUGGCAGUGUAUCUCCAGUUUGCCCCAAAUCCAAUGUUUGCCAAAAGGAUAAUGUAACUGCUGGUGAUUGAUGCGAGAAAAAGGAAAUAUGGAAAUAGCCAAUUAAGUUA
Molecule: messenger RNA, 1005 nt
Organism: Oryza sativa Japonica Group (Japanese rice)
Lineage: Eukaryota; Viridiplantae; Streptophyta; Magnoliopsida; Poales; Poaceae
Source: RefSeq, a predicted model, not a curated record